Diachasmimorpha longicaudata is the source of this 8005-nucleotide messenger RNA. It is a transcript of the gene Cht6, whose product is annotated as Chitinase 6. Lineage: Eukaryota; Metazoa; Arthropoda; Insecta; Hymenoptera; Braconidae. Gene Ontology annotation, molecular function: chitin binding; chitinase activity. Gene Ontology annotation, cellular component: extracellular region. The transcript has 15 exons. The coding region runs from base 275 to 7468 and encodes 2397 amino acids. Gene Ontology annotation, biological process: chitin catabolic process; carbohydrate metabolic process. The record is from RefSeq and is a predicted model, not a curated record.
AAGUAACAGUGCUGUCUAGCGCUUUCGUCCAUGCGACAGGGAUUUACUCUCGACUUAAGUUUUUAAUUCUGUGAUAUCCGAAUAAAAAUCAGUGAUUUAAAAAAAAAUUAAAUUAUUACUAGUUGUUCUAAUCAAUUUAUUCCCACUACCAACGGUAAAUCGUCACAGAAAAUAAAAUCAUUAAUUUAUUAAGUGAAAUUUCGUGUUCAGUUGUUAUCAUGAAGAUAUUGUGAUUCAAUUCCCAUCAUAAAAUAGGAGGAAAUCAUUAUCCAUAAUGGAUUGGGGACUGAGGGUCACGACACUAGCUCUAUGGAUGGUAAUAGGACUCACUGCUAUCAACGACUGCAAUGGUGACCAGAGAAUCAUAUGUUAUUACACAAAUUGGUCAGUGUACAGGCCAGGUACAGCAAAAUAUUCACCGCAGAACAUAAAUCCAUACCUAUGUACCCAUCUUAUUUAUGCCUUCGGUGGUUUCACCAAGGACAACACAUUGAAGCCAUUCGACAAAUACCAAGACAUUGAGAAAGGUGGAUAUGCCAAGUUCACUGGUCUCAAGACCUAUAAUAAAAAUCUGAAGACAAUGUUAGCUAUUGGUGGAUGGAAUGAAGGCUCCAGUAGAUUUUCACCUAUGGUAGCUGAUCCCGAGAGGAGGCGGGAAUUGGUGAAAAAUUCUGUUAAAUUCCUCAGGCAAAAUCAUUUCGAUGGUCUCGACCUAGAUUGGGAAUAUCCGGCAUUCAGGGACGGUGGAAAGCCACGGGAUAAGAAUAAUUACGCUGAUCUUGUCCAGGAAUUAAGAGAAGAGUUUGAACGAGAGUCUUCGAAGACAGGGAGACCACGUCUCCUCCUGUCAAUGGCUAUUCCCGCUGGUAUCGAGUACUUGGAAAAAGGAUACGAUUUACCGAGGUUAAACGAAUACCUUGAUUUCUUCAAUCUCCUGUCUUACGACUAUCACUCGGCAUUCGAGCCCGCGGUCAAUCAUCACUCUCCACUGUACGGAUUGGAGGAAGCUAAUGAGUAUAACUACGACAGUGAAUUAACUAUUGAUUAUACCAUAAGUUAUCUGUUGAAUCACGAUGUCACGUCUGAGAAAAUUGUACUCGGUAUACCAACCUACGGAAGAUCAUAUACACUUUAUAAUGCUGAUGCCACAGACAUUGGGGCACCUGCUGAUGGACCUGGUGAAGAAGGAGAUGCCACGAGGGAGAAGGGAUAUUUGGCAUAUUACGAAAUAUGCGAAAAUAUUGCGAAAUCUGAUGAAUGGGAAGUGGUCCAGCCAAAUGAGAAAGCUAUGGGUCCCUAUGCCUUUCGUGCGAAUCAAUGGGUCGGUUAUGAUGACGAGAACAUAGUUCGAGUGAAAGCUUUUUACGUCAAAGAGAAGAAACUGGGAGGCAUCAUGUUCUGGUCCAUUGACAAUGAUGACUUCCGUGGGAAAUGUCACGGACGUCCGUAUCCACUCAUUGAAGCUGCCAAAGAGGCCCUCCUCUCCGGAAGCCCAAAACCUUCCGAGAGAUCAAAGCCACCAGCGCACCAUAAAAAAACUAAGUCCCAAGGAAGUCAACGUACAUCGGAUACCUCCAUCGAACGAAAAUACUCAUCUCCACGUCGAUCGGGUUCAAAGCCGACUCGAAAGCGUCUUUCCACCUCUCGUUCAACCCCUCGUUCUACUACCCCAACCCCACGUAUCGCAGAAGAUCGUGAAGAUUCCCCCGAAUCAUCUGAAGAACACAAUACCCUUAGUCGUCCCCGAAAGACUCGUGUAAAAUCCCGCUCAGGCACUCGACGACGAGAUCAGACAAGAAAGAUAGAUAAAAUAGAGGAAGACGCAUCCUCCUUCAGCAACAGUAUAACAACACCGGAGCCUCCAACAACUCCAGAUCCAGGAUCUGACUUCAAAUGUGAGGAUGAAGGUUUCUUCCCUCAUCCUCGAGACUGCAAGAAAUACUUUUGGUGUUUGGACAGUGGCCCUGGUGGUCUUGGAGUCGUUGCCCAUCAGUUUACCUGUCCCUCAGGUCUGGUAUUCAACAAAGCAGCUGAUUCCUGUGAUUAUCCACGCAAUGUCGUCUGUCCAAAGGUCAAGACCGCACCAGCUACAACGACUUCUAAACCCAGUACCACAAGUAAAACCACGAAAAAAACAACAACUGUAAAACCAGUAUCUGAAGAAGAAGAGGAGGAGGAAUAUGAGUAUGAGGAUGAUGAGGUGAAUGCUGCUGAAGAUAAUGAAGAGGUACCGGUCAGUACGACAGCGAAACCCCUGUUGUAUAAGACGAUUAAUAGGAGCAGACCUACCACGACUACAACUACCACUACCGAGGCUACCACGACUGAAGAUACCAUUGAGACAGCUAGAGGUUUUAAGGGUGACGAGGGAGAGAUUGAGGACACUGAGGAUCCCAAAGUCCUCAAGGAGCUGAUAGAUCUUAUUAAAAAAGCCGGAGGAAUCGAGCAGCUCGAAAAACAACUGCAUCUACAGGAGAAAACAUCCGGAGAUACCACUGAGGGAAAUCUAGCUACCCCUGCUACGAUCAGUAGGAGUCUGUACGAAAGGGUGUUGAAUCGACAGGCCACAAAAUUAUUUGGAGGUGCAACUGGAAAGGAUACGAAGCAGGUAGCUAACUCUAGGGGUUCUUUCCAGAAUGGCCCUGGGCGAUCCCAGUUUGAGGGACUCGAUGAGGUGCCAGAGGUGAAGAGCCUGAGGAGGACUAAUAAACAUCAGUAUGUUACGAUAGCACGACAAAGAUCAUCCACUAAUGAACCUGCAGUGAGUGAAGAAGAACUGGGUGAGGAGGAAGAAGUUGAACAAGACAACGAUGAUGCAUCAUCUGAUGAUCAGGUAGUCAGUAAUGUUCAUGAGAAAGAACGAAAUUCUUCUCCAAAGCGAGUGACACCGAAUUAUGUUAACAUUCGGAGAGCGAGACCAACGACUGAAUCUUCUCCCAGUGAAGAGGAACCCGAGACCUCAUCACUUUCAACUGAAUCGGUUGAAGAAACAUCCCAAGACUCAACUACUGCAAAAUCCAGAUAUACCAACAUCCAUCGCUUCAGAAGUACAACAUCAUCCUCCAGUGAGGCCGGAAAUCCCUCAAAAUCAUCCGAAGAAACUUCAGAAUCACCUUCAACAAGCUCCCUCGAGUUUACCCCCACUGAGCCCCAGGUCUUCUCAACCCCCUCCCCCUCCUCCACAACAGAGAUUCCAAUGACCUCCACGGAGUCUCUCCCCGAUGCCACAAACCCCACAAUAAGCACAACUCACCAGCCAGCAACAGAGCCAGUAAAACUGGUAGAGAACUCAGUCACUGAUAUACCACUAACAACAUUCCCAGCACCAUCAAACCCUCGCACAACUCCUUUACCAAGGACAACAGUCUCAGUAGUGUCUUCACCCAGGCCCUUUGGUUAUCCCCGAAGAACACGUCCAACAACAGCCUCAUCAUCAUCAUCAUCAACAACAACGUCAUCAACACCAUCAACAACUGAGCAAUCAAGACUCAAGGUGAGUAACAGACCAACGAGAAACUUUGCGAGGUCGUCGAGUUCGUAUCAAAAUCGGGUAAGAACACGAACAAGAACAUCAACAAUAUCCAAUGACAUCAAUCAAUCAGUGGAGAAUAAUUCCAAUGAGAUUGCUUCAGUGGAGCCUGAAGUUCAGACAAUCAGUAGAUCGCGACUGGGGACGAGAAGAGGGGGACCUAGAUAUUCGUCAAGAAAAACGACGACAGAAAUUCCUAAAAGUACAGUAUCAACACCUGAUGUCGUAUCCACGUUGAAAUUCAGUUCUAGAAGGGGAACAAGACCAACUCCCACUGCUGAAACUACAACGAGUUCCUCUGGGAUAUCUCGAAGAAGAAGACCCACAGACAGCAAAAUAAUUCGAAUCGCAUCGGACAAUUCUGAAGCCUUGAAACAUUCGAGGUCUGAGUCUCUUGGGGAUAAUGAUGAGAAGAUUACGAAAAUUCGUGUAUUCAAAGUACAAGAGGAUGUGUUGAAUGUAAUUGAACCAUUAGAAUUCGAAAAUGAGACGAAAAAUCAGACAGAAUCAUUAGGUACCAUUACAGAAUCAAUUUCUACUGAUUCUCUUCCAACUUCAACUGCAUCUACGCCUACGGAGGCUUCGACGACUAUUACGGAAACUGCUGACACUAAUUACACAACAGAGAGUAUUACAACAACUCUCAGUAGCACAACUCUAGAUAAUAGCACAGUAAAUAAUGAACAAUUCACGAAGGAGGAUAAAAAACAAUUGAAAAGAAAAGUUUUAUUGAGAAGACGUCCAGUCACUCCUUCCACCACGCCAGUAGAGCCAACGAUAGAAAUGAAAAGACGAAGAAAAAUUCUGAAACGUAUUAGACCGCAUUUGGAAACUGUUUCUAAUGAAUUACCAACGGCUGAAGACCCCGAGGUUUUAUUCAGUUCGAGGUAUAACGGAAACUCCACUACCCCAUUGAUUUUCUUAUCUGAGGAGAAGACGGAAUCGACUGGACUUCCAACUGAAUCAUCAGAAAACGAAAUUACUACAGCGCUGAUCGACAAUUUAACAACAAACUUCGAUAAUUUUGAAGAUACAACAGUAGAAUCCACUACAAUGCUCACGGGUCCCAAUGACGUAACGACAAUUACUAUUGAAACAACUUUGGAGACUGAGCGACCAUCAGACAACGAUAAUCUCUUAGAACCAACGAUUACAACGACAGAACUUGAUCUUGAUGAACCAACAACAAUUACAACAACAAGUCCAACGACAACUCCAGUGAACCUGGAAAUUCCUGAGAAACCUGAUCUACCAACAUUGAAGCAGCUGAUUGACACUAACUAUGGAAUCACAAGGUCGUUUGAUACUUCAGUCAGAAGUACUCAAACGUAUGAGGUCAAUUCUCUUAAUGACGAGUUUGAAAAUAAAUUACCCCAUAUUAUUGAUUCUGAUGGAAUUAAAGUGAGGGUCAAGAUUUUAGAUGAUUAUGGGAGUGGGGAAGUUAAGAUUAACCAGUUUGCUGUACUGACUUUACCCCACGGGGCAUUGAAUCCUAAUAUUACAAGUACUGUUUUAAAAAUUGAAGUUAUCAAUGAUCAGAACGUGGGACAUCUGUCAGCUGAUGAUGCUGAAAUUUUGGAUAAUCGAUUGUCGAGAAGAAGAGUGAGUGAUAAUAACAUUAUUAACGAAUCAUCACCGAGAAGUUCUAGGCGCAGAGGUAAGGUUGACCAGCACUUAACAACCACCAAUUGGACGAAUAGUAGACGAAGAAAUGUAAGAAGAAGAGGAAAUUCUAUUACUCAUACUGAUCAGCAUGCUCAGAACACAGAAAUUGUUAAUAUUUCUUCAACAUCUCCAAUGAAUGAGCAUAUCGUGACUACAGUGAAGCCAACGACACUCCGAGGAAGUUCAGUGGUGAUUCACAAUAGCGAUGACCCUGUUAGAGGGUUCUUCAUAACUAGAAGCCUCGACGAUGUUCCUGUAGUGACUGAUAAAAUUAAUUUAGCGGAAUAUACUACGGAAAUGGCUUCAACCAUUACUGCCGAUGUGAUGCCAACGACCAUUGAAAACGAUGAAGUCACUACUCAAUUUUUUACUACAGAGAGUUCUCACCUAUGGAAUAAUGAACUUGAUGGAACGAAACUUACAACAGCUGCAGAAACAACCACUACCAGACUCUUUGACAAUUAUUUAACAACAACUUUCCAACCGACUGAAAUGGUUCUCACUCCAGGAGUGAUUGAAGGCCAUGAGGGAACUACCAUUCGAUCGGAAAUCACAACCUAUACGAAUGAUGUCAAUGAUGGACAAGGAAACAAUACGGAAACCACAACCUUCAGGGAAGAACAAUUAAAUGAAUCAAAUGUCACAGUAGAAGAAUCUACCGAAGCCCCCACUACCACCGAAAAUAAUUAUGAAGCAGUAGCAUCUACCACACCCUACAGUUUGAUGACAGAUACAAAUAAAAUUAAUGAAUCGUCAGAAAAAAUUUUACCAGAUGUUGAUGGCACCACCUCAAAAAUAAAUGAUAUGGAAGAAGGGACUACGGAAACUCCAGACAUAAUUUCAACAGGUUCACUUGCAGAUAUUAUUGAUAGAACUCCUGAAAACAGAUCGACAAUAAUUCUGAAAAUCAUUCCAUUCGUUCAAGAUGAACGAACUGAUUCACUUUCGAAAUUACAAAAUCCAACCACUGAAGUAAUUCCUUCAGUAACUCAUCUCAACCCUGGAGAUGUCCAGAGUUCUAUUGCAUCAUCGACAAUACCGUAUGCAUCAACUCAUGUAACUUCUCCAUCAAUAGUUUCUACUUCAUAUUCAUCAAUAAAUACUGUCUCCACCCCCCCUACCACGACAUCACCGCCUACCCCUGAAAUACCACUAAAAAGAUUUCGGACAAAUGCUCGAACACGAGGAAGAGUUCGCUAUUACCCUUCAUCAUCAUCAAUCACAUCAGCUCCUACAGAGCGAAAGCCUCGUCCAUUUUUAUCAAUUCGCCGACGUCCGUAUACCCCCAGAAGUCGCCUAGAAUCAUCAGAAUCAUCAGAAGAAUCGCUUUCUAUAACUGCGUCAUCACAAUCUACAACACCAGUCCCACCUCCACCUUCCCCAAAAGGCCGAAUAAUUCGUCGUGGUAGAGGACGAGGUAGAACUCGCCAAACUACGAGUACGACGACCGAGCAAAGUUUCCCAUCCACAGAAGUACCAGAAGAAGCUUUAAAAAUCGAAGAAGAUAAUCCAAACAAUGAAGCUACCCCUAAGUAUCCUCAAGCGGAAAUCACUAAAGAAGACGAUCAAAUCAUCGCUGAGAGCAGUUAUGCAGAAGUCCUUGGGGAGGUGGGAGGCCCGAGACACUCGGGGAGCUUUUUGAAAAGACCUGGCACCAUUGCUAAGCCCACUACGUUGAAAAGCUAUGCUAUUGAAUACGAAACCGCAGAUCGUCGUUAUUCGAGUAAAUUCGUAGUUCCGACAACCGAAAAUACAGACCAAACUGGUCGUGCCCAAGAGCUCGCAGUAUCCCUGAUAGAUCCAUCAGUAGCUGCCUCUUUCGAGACAGGUAAAGAAAUGUCGAGAAACCGGGGUGGACAGAGGCAUAAACUCGAAGAGUUCAAAGGUAUCACUGAAGCACCAACCACCAGAACGACACCAUCGAGAAGACGACAAAGGCCCACUGCUGGCUCACAAGAAGCUAAAGGAAUUACCAACAAACCCCGACGUCCUGCCAUUAUUGAUUACGAUUACUAUGUCGAUGAGGAGGUGCGUAUUUCGGUGAAACCCGAAUUGAAGAACAAAAUAUAUGUGACAACCAGUGGAAGAAUCGGUUGCUUGGAUCAGGGAACAUUUGCUCAUCCGUUUUCAUGCAAAAAAUUCAUCACUUGUGCUAAGAUGGUGGGGGGCCAGGUUGUGCCCACUGAGUACUCUUGUCCCAAUAAAUUGUCUUUUGAUCCUGUUGGAGGUAUUUGUAAUUGGUCCGCUGGACUCGGAUGCAAGGAGUCUUUGUAAUAAAGCUUUGUUUCUAUCGUUUGUAUUUGAGGAAAAUCAGAGGAUAAAUUAUUGAAUUGAUAAUCUUAUCGCAAACUUUGGUCCCCAUUCAUUGGCGAUAUUAUCGAGAAUUACCAAAAGGACAAAACUAUUUGGACUCACUAUUGGAAAUUAUUUUUUUAACUACUCGUAACUUCAGUGGAUUCCAAAAUAUUUAUGGAGCAUCGAUUUAUCUAAAAAACAAAGUCUGGAAUUUUUUUUGGAUCUUUCCGAAGCUGGCUUCACUAAUUUAUAAAAUCACGUUCCAGAGAUUUAUCUUCUUGUUUUACUUAAUUGCAAAAUUUUACUAUCAUUCGCUCGUUUUUUUAUUAAAUGAACUUUCCCAUAGGCAUUAUCUACUGGAUAUUAAAGAUAUUUUUAGUUCUAUAGAAAACUGUUAGCCAUAUCUAAAUCUCAUUUAAGCACAGCGUCGUGAUAUUAUCAAUAAAUGUAAUGAUUCUUAUUAAUUCGUCAAUUUUUUGUAUAUACUAAUUGAUUGUAAAUAAGACUUCAACUGUG